Messenger RNA from Macrosiphum euphorbiae (potato aphid), 231 nucleotides. The record is from the annotation of a GenBank genome assembly. Lineage: Eukaryota; Metazoa; Arthropoda; Insecta; Hemiptera; Aphididae.
AUGAACAAUCUAGCGGAAAAAAAGGACUUACAUGAACUGGAUAAAUCAAUAGAUAUAGAAUUGGAAAAACUGAAAAUGAAAAAAAAAGAAAAAGAUGAAAUUAUGAAUGCAUUACAUCAAUACAAUGAUAUUAAAGAUGCUACUCAAGAAGUUUUGGGAAGACUAGCUAUUUUAGAAGGAGUAACUGUAGCAGAAAUGCAUCGAAAAUAUAAUUUACUUGAAUCUGAUUGA